Messenger RNA from Drosophila albomicans, 2303 nucleotides. RefSeq names its product protein SHQ1 homolog. The transcript is spliced from 3 exons. The record is from RefSeq and is a predicted model, not a curated record. Bases 96 to 1973 code for a protein of 625 amino acids. Lineage: Eukaryota; Metazoa; Arthropoda; Insecta; Diptera; Drosophilidae. Gene Ontology annotation, cellular component: nucleoplasm; cytoplasm. Gene Ontology annotation, biological process: box H/ACA snoRNP assembly.
UCCGCCACAAUCUAUCGGCGAUAAUCGUGCUGCUCUAAAAUUCUUUUUUUUUUGUUUAUACUUGAAAAGCAGUAGUGGCUUUAUAAAAUUAAAACAUGUUGAAUGGACAGAUUACACACAGUUUUGUGGGCAACACAUGCAGCGUAGUGAUACCACAUCCACAUGCCAAGGAAAAACCAAAGCCCACGCCAACGCCAUCGCAUGAGCCAGCGGAUGCUUGUUCUACGGUCGUAGGAGGGUCGAUAGGGGAGAAGGGAACGGUGGGUGCUGCGACAAUACAUGUGAAUUUGGAUCGCAUAAGGAACGUCGAUAUAUUUAUUGGCGACAAUGAUUUGUACUUCUACGCAAAUGUCAAGUUAUAUAGAUUUCACAGUCGACGCACUUUCGACUUGAGGGGACUGAAAACUGUUUUCAUCAAAUACGAUACGAGUGAGAAUUGCUACCAGUUGCAUUUGCGCUGCCUGCCGCCCGUCGCCAUUGUGGGCAGCGGCGGCAACAAUGCGGCAGCUGGCAACAGCAGCGGUGGCGGCGUUGUGCCGAAACCAAAGACGGCGCGCAAGGAAUACAUUGCGGCAUUCCUUAAUCUGCCCAAACUGGCGGACACCCUGCAGGACAAGGAGCCGCUGGUGCACGAGUGGAAACUGAAGCGCAUCACCGAACAGUGCCAAUUGCAGUUGGAUGGCGAUGAGACCAGCUACAAGCUGAGCAGCCAUUUUUGCUACGGCUUUGCCAGUCAAUACAACGGUCCGCUGCAAACCAGCGAGCUGGAUAAGUCAACUUGCCGUGUGCCAGAGCCGCAACAAACAAGUCCGUUGCAGCGACGCCUGGAGCGUGUGAUCGACGAGAUGAAGCGCUUUUCGCGCGAUCAGUACAAAAUGAAUUUUGUGGAACUGCAGGUGCCAGCUGGUCAUCAGAAUCCAUUACGCUAUAAGCCGAAAAUUCACGAAACUUCCAUGACACAGGAGCAGGCGCAUUUGCUGCACAAUCUCUGCAGUCGUCUGCCCUCAACACCAGAAACACAGUCCAGUCAACGGGAACGCCAGGUGCAAAACGAGAUUGAUUGUGGCCUUAUCAGCAUUGUGUUGGCCAUAUGCUAUGAUGUGCGCACUACCAACAACGAUCCAACCUGCGAGUCAGGCUGGACACGAAGCAUAUUGUGCCCACUCUUCUGUUACUUCGAGCAGUUCGACAAUUAUCGUGAUGUGCUGGUAGCGUUUCUGCGACGCGUUAUCACUUAUCCGUUGUAUCGCAAUUUUGAGCUGGGACGUCAGUGUGUCAAGGAUGCCAUCGAAGUGCUAAAGGGUGGUCGCAACUGGUUGAUCAAUCAACUGCUGCUGACCCAUCAGCAAUUUGCCAAUGGCGAGCCAUGCCGUGAUAGCUUCAAUUCCUACUAUCUGGAGGAUUAUAUACGCUACAUGAGUAAUGCAAAGGUCUGCAGCGAUGAGCAUCUGCAUCUGCUGGCACGGAAUGUGAAGAACGUGUUGAUGGAUGUGAAUAAACGACAUUUGGAUCUGGGUGUUAUCGAAAUAGAGACUGAACUGAUCAAGGAGCUAAUGCAGGAGAUGCACAUCGAUGCGGGCAGUGGCAGUGAAUCGCCGUCACAACAGCAAAGCCACCAGGGUGACGAUGAAGGCGAUUUGGAUAACGAUACGUCCGGCCAAGACGAUGAGACAACGACCGAUGAUGACAGUGUUAUAACAGAUUCCUUCGACAGCAUGGAUUUGCGUCUCAUUGAGAACGAUGUCUAUGCUGUUGAUGAAGAGGACGAAGGCGACGUUGACGAUGGCGAAGAAGAGCAGUCGGAGGUUGAUGAUGACGAUGACGACGACGAUGAUGAUGAUGAUGGUAGCAAUUCAUCGACGACCACCACCAGCGAUGCUGAGGGCAAUAGCGUCAUCGAGCAGUGCACCAGCAACAGCGAGGCAGCCGCCUCGGCCAGCAUAAGUGCCAGUGCUAGUACGAGCACCAAAUAGAGAAGACACCACACAGCAGCCUGAUGCCAAAAUGUUGUCCAUUGUUGUCUGUCCUGCCAUGCCUAAAAAAACCAAUCAACCAACCAACAAACUUAAUGUCAAAGAACGGAGGCUAAACAGUGAUUACUUUUAUGCAAAAAUAUAAAAAGAAAAAAAUACAGAAACGAUAACAAAAACGAAAACACAAAACGAAAAUUAUAAAUUUUUAAAGAAAACUACAAAAAAAACAAUGAAACAAAUGGAAAUCUAUUUAAAUAAUUAAAUAAUGUACAAGAAUUUUAAAGCAAGAAAACACACAAACAAAUUGUUCAUGCCAAAUGCGAAAGAAUA